UAUAUGUCACUGUCAGUGCAGCAAGUGGUAAACAUUUCAGAAAACUUGAAAAUAACAAAAAUUAAAAAUAAUCAUACGAAUUAGAGAAAAUUACCUCCUUAUUCCAAAUAAUUAGACAUUUGUUCUAAUAACUCAUUUAAAUUAAUAUUUCGUUGUAUUGAUGAUAUUGUUCUAAACUACAAUCAUGCUUGCUAUUGAAAAGAAAUAUGAAAUAGAAAUGAAAUUAAAAAAGGAGAUGGGUAACAUCUUGGAGUUGAAGGCAGCUGCGAAGCGCAGUUCUUCACUAGCCAAUGAUGUGUGUAAUGUGUUGGGUGCUUGUGAACAAAGGCUGCAGCAGCUGGAGACUGCUGUACUGCCUUUGUAUGGAGACACAGCGAGGCUGCAGUAUAUACAUGAGAAUAUGGAGCAAACAGCGAAGGCCUUGGAUCACGUUAUCAACUACUACAUGGUGUCAAGGGAGCUGGCUGACCUCAUACAAGCUGGACCUCACACAACCACUACUGAGGCACUGAACAUAUAUUUGGAAGCUUUGGACAAAUUGUCAGAAGCACAAGCCUACUUCAACAAAAAUAACCCGCAGAGUGUGGAACUUGAAAAUAUUAACCAGUUGUAUAACAUUGGAGUGACCAAGCUAGAGAAUGCGUUUGAGGAGCUUCUCAGUCGCCACACCAGGCCACUGACGGCGACCACGUUAAUGGAAAUGAUAGCUCUAGACGAGGACUCGAGCGCGGAGAGCGUGAGCGUGGGCGCGAGCGGGAGCGGCGCGGGCGCGGAGGCGGCGCGCGAGGCGCUGGUGGCGGCCGCGGGGUGGCUGAGUGCGGCGGGCCGACCCCCCGCGGCGCCGCUGCUGCGGCUGCGGGCGCCCGCCGCGCGCGCCUCGCUGCGAGCCUUCCGCGACGCACUGCGCUCGCGCUCCAUGGCCGCCUCGCCGCUCAUGAGAUCUAAGAACAUACUUCAUCGAUCUGACAGUGCCACGAAGAAAACGAGCAAAAUUCAGAAAGUACUGGAGAAGCGCGCCAACAAGAUAAUGAUGAAGGCGUCUCAGACGCUGGAGCAGUCUACCGGGCUGGCGAUUGGUCCCAGGCGGUCCAUGAACGAUUCUUACACGGAGGAGAGCAGCGAGGCGCUGGACGAGGCGGAGGCGGAGGCGGCGGGCGCGGUGGCGGCGGCGCUGGCGCAGCUCGCGCGGCACGAGCAGCGCCAGCUGCUGGGGCUGGUGCCGCUGCCGCGCCUGCCCGCGCUGCUCGCGCAGGUGCUCAAGGACUGCUUCCAGAUCCUCGCCGCCGACGUCGACCGGGCGAUGUGCCGCGUGCGGCGCGGCGCGGCGCGGUGCGGGGGGGGCGCGGCGGCUGGGUGGGCGCUGCUGGCGCGGCUGCAGCGCCUCCAGCCCGCCCUCGCCGCCGCAGACAUCCUCGCCUCCUGUCAGUCGCAGUGCGUGCGCGCGCUGGAGGAGUGGGUGGAGGGCGUGCGCGCGGACGGCGCGGCCGGCGCCGUGGACGGCACCGUGCACCAGCUCGCCGCCGCCGCGCUCGCACACCUACACGCGCUCUCCCUGCACCUCAACACCAUCGGCCCCGCGCUGGCGGCGGAGGCAUCCUACGGGCGCAAUAUUUCGACGCAAACUGGGGAUGCGCACGCGUAUCUACUAGCCGUCUACAUGCGUAAAGUGUUGGCUCAGCUGAACUUGGCGCUGCGCAACAAGAGUGAACAGUAUCCUGAUGCGCUGAAAGCUAUAUUCCUGUUGAACAAUACUCUCUAUUUAUUACAGGGCCUCCAACGUAACGGUCUGCUGGACUUGCUGAUGUUGGCAGAACCGGAGUGUGAAACCAACUACCGUGAUAUGAUACAAGAUUACAAAAACGCCUACUUGCAGAGUUGGAACAAGUUGCUGCAACACCUGCAGCUGGAUGAACAGCUGCCGGCCAAACUGAGGGACAAGGAUCGUCAACUACUAAAGGAUAAGUUCUCAGCGUUCAACCGCGAGUGGGAGGAGGCAUACCGCGCGCAGCGAGGGUACAGCGUGCCCGACGCAGAGCUGCGGGAGGCGCUCAAGAGAGACAACAAGCAGGCGCUGCUGCCGCCCUACUCCGCCUUCUGGGACGCCUACUCAACGCUGCCCUUCUCCAAGAACUUAGACAAAUACCUCAAGUACACCCCCGUGCAGAUCGCUACGCAGUUGGAUGAGUAUUUCGACGAGGCUGCCUAGUAGUUGAUAUAUUACUAUACGUCGUUAUAGGCUGCCGUUGCUCACCAACCGGCCACGUCGAUUAGUUGACAUACAACAGAAUCAGAUACGCUUGUAGUGGAAAUCAAAUUAUAUAUUGAUUCAGUGGAUUUAACAAUAGCCAAGUUUUUUUAAGGGUGAUAAUGUUGUAUAAUGUAUAUAUACAUUACAUACAUUAAUUAAAUAAAAAUAUAUUGUUGUUGUUGUCUUUAAUGUAAAUAUAUCUCACUGAUAUACUAUUUACUUACGUGUCUAGACAUUGCAGUCUGCUUCAGCAGGGCACGUUGGCCAACGGUUGCUACUGACAGUAACAAUAGUUCUAUGACAUUGGAAAUAUAAAGAAAAACAUCAGCCCAGACGCUUUUAUCAGGUUGUCUCUAUGAAACUGUGCUAUUAGUGAUAAGACAAAUUUGUAAACCACAUUUGUAGGGAUUUGUUCUGUUUUGUAAUAAAGUUAGUUUUAUUAUUAUUGCCUAUUUACAUUCCGAAUGUUACUUUAGAGCUAUCAUAAAUAUCUCAAAAUACAUAUAUUAAGUUUAAUUUUAAUAGAAAAUAUUUAUUAUAUUCACCGUUUUAAUGUAUGAGUCACAAGUAUAAA
This is a messenger RNA of Achroia grisella, 2822 nucleotides long. RefSeq names its product exocyst complex component 7 (gene Exo70). Gene Ontology annotation, biological process: exocytosis. The record is from RefSeq and is a predicted model, not a curated record. Bases 185 to 2206 code for a protein of 673 amino acids. NCBI's taxonomy places the organism in Eukaryota, Metazoa, Arthropoda, Insecta, Lepidoptera, Pyralidae. Gene Ontology annotation, molecular function: phosphatidylinositol-4,5-bisphosphate binding. The transcript has 17 exons. Gene Ontology annotation, cellular component: exocyst.